CGUCUGCGGCGGAAAAGCACAUCGAGGGAGACGAAGACAUGACCCGGUUGAACUCUGUUGUGCCUCGCUUCGAAUCACGCUCCGCCGCCAUUAGAGGCAAAAUGUCACGGCGGGGGGGGUUGACCUAACCUCUCAGCUGAAGACUUGAAUCGCAACAGCGUCUUUUAGCUAAAAUUGGGCAUCCCUUUUUCUUUUUCUCGCUCCCCCCCCCCCCCUCCCGCCCGGCGAUGGGCUCCGUGACUUCCGCCCUGACGAGGACACGCCACGCGCUGGUCAAAGUGGGCUCGGAGCCGGAGAGCCACUCUGCGCCCGAGUCGGCCAGGAAAAGUAGUCGCAAGCCUCCCAGCCAAGCCGCCCGACAGACUUCCCGGCUGUUGCUCGCGGAGGUCCUGAGCCGGCAGGACUCAGACGGAGCUAAGAAGUCAGUCGAGGUCCAACCGAACAAACCGAACGUGGCGAACGAAGAUGGCGAAAGCACAAGUCGACCGCAGGCCAAUUUUGCACGCUCAAAGUCCCAGAGUGCUUUAUGGAACGCCAUCACGGCAGGGAUGGGCAUCCAAGGCAAAGAGCAGAAGCCCCCCCAGAAUGACACCAGGAGUCCUGAGGAGAUUCUGGCGGAUGAGCUCCCCCUGAAGGAUGAGGCGGAUGCCACCGAGAAGACCGCCAUCAGGCGGAAGUACAAGAAGACGUCCCAGAGAUUAAGAUGUCUGGUCAAACAGCUGGAGAGAGGGGAGGCUUCCCUGGCCGACCUCAAGAAGAACCUAGAGUAUGCGGCGUCCGUGCUGGAGUCUGUCUACAUCGAGGAGACGAGGCGUUUGGUGGACACUGAGGAUGAGCUCAGCGACAUUCAGUCAGAGUCGGUACCGUCGGAGGUGCGAGACUGGCUGGCCUCUACCUUCACGCGCCAGAUGGGCCUGAUGCUGCGACGCAACGAGGAGAAACCUCGCUUCCGAAGUAUCGUCCAUGCCGUCCAGGCAGGAAUAUUUGUUGAGAGGAUGUACCGACGCACCUCCAAUUUGGUGGGACUCAGCUAUCCCCCUUCCGUUAUAUCUGUGCUUAAGAAUGUUGACAAGUGGUCAUUUGAUGUGUUCGCUCUGAACGAGGCCAGUGGAGAUCACGCUCUUAAAUUCAUUUUCUAUGAGUUGCUCACCAGAUAUGACCUCAUCAGCCGUUUCAAGAUUCCAAUUUCUGCAGUUGUGUCGUUUGUCGAAGCCCUGGAAGUGGGAUACAGCAAGCAUAAAAAUCCCUAUCACAACUUGAUGCAUGCUGCUGAUGUUACGCAGACUGUUCAUUACCUAUUACUCAAGACCGGCAUGGUGCAUUGGUUAACUGAGCUGGAGAUCUUUGCCAUGAUCUUUGCUGCGGCCGUGCACGACUACGAGCACACGGGGACCACAAACAACUUCCACAUUCAGACAAGGUCUGACACGGCUAUCCUGUACAACGACCGCUCCGUGUUGGAGAGCCACCACGUGAGCGCGGCCUACCGCCUGCUGCAGGAAGACGACGAGAUGAACAUCCUGUACAACCUCUCCAAGGAUGACUGGAGAGAGCUGCGCGCUCUGGUGGUGGAGAUGGUCCUGGCCACCGACAUGUCCUGCCACUUCCAGCAGGUGAAGGCCAUGAAGAACUUCCUGCAACAGCCUGAGGGCAUCGAUAAGCCGAAAGCCCUGUCCUUACUGCUGCACACUGCUGACAUCAGCCACCCGGCCAAAGGUUGGGACCUUCACAACCGUUGGACCACCUCUCUGCUGGAGGAGUUCUUCAGACAGGGGGACAAAGAAGCGGAGCUCGGCCUUUCCUUCUCACCGCUCUGUGACCGAAAGUCAACAAUGGUGGCGCAGUCCCAGAUCGGCUUCAUCGACUUCAUCGUGGUGCCCACCUUCACCGUGCUGACCGACAUGAUGGAGCGCAUCGUCACGCCGCUCAUCGACGAGGCCUCGCACUCUGCUCUCGCGGGCUUCCGGCGCUCCAGUAUGAACAGUAUUGGCUCAGAGGAGGCCAAGAGGCACAGCGUGAAGAGCAUGCCCUCCGACGGCUGCUCGUCGGGCCACAACUCCCUGCUGGCUGUGGACAUGAAGAACUUCAAGGCGCUGUGGAACGAGGAGGUCUACCAGAACAGGGAGCGCUGGAAAGCGCAGGCCACCAAAGAAGCCGAGGAGAGAGCCAAAAGGGACGCGGAGGAGCGAGCCCAGCAGGAAGACACCAUGGAACCUCAGAAGGACCACGCCGACUCCGCCGAGCCCAAAGACGGCGAACAGGAGGCAGGCGACGAGGAGCCUGAGCCCGACGGCGGUGAUGCGGCUCCACCGCCACCCGGGGGCGCCGCCGCACAUAAGAGUCCCUCGCUGCAGAACGGAGAGUUGUCUGAAGGUGCAAACUCUCUGGGAAGUGAAGCGACCAAAAACACAGCACAUGAUGCGGAGAUCACUACGGAAUGAGAAUCGCAGCGCCUUGAAUACCUGAGGUGGGGGGUGGGGAUGGGUUGCCAAUCAGUAGGACUUUGUCGCUCCCUGCAGGAAACCGAGAAACUAACUGACGCCUUCACAUCCUUAAGCGUCUCGUUUGUUUGGACUGUACAUAAUACCGCCACACUCCUGUUGUUGUCUCCCUUUAGACUGGAUGGCUUUACAGCAUUUAAUUUGGAGUUCUCUAUAGUUUUAGGCUCUGUGAAAUGUCUUUUUUUUUUUUUGGUGUCUUCCCUGUGCUUUAUCGUUCUUUUUGUACCUUUAAUUUUGCUUUUAAUGUAAAUGGCUCUUAUUGCAAACACAACGGCGUGGAUUUAAUGAAAGAUAUUGUCACAAAAACUUUUUUUAAAUAUACUGCAUGUUUUGUUUAGCGUUUCUGUUCUUCUCGAUGCCUUGUUGUGUUUUUGUGCUGUAGCAAAGCGUCUUUUAAAAUGUCCUGCUUUUUUUCUCCGCCACGCUGCAAAUAUAAGUCAAAUAUUGCUUGUUGAGCAGAUGUAAAAUAACAAAUCUCCACUUUCGCUGUUAUUCUACAUGUAUACUUGUAGUUAAGAGUGUGAGAAAUGGGCAGUAUUUGCAUUCCCAUAUUUACAUAAUUGUGCAAUUUUAUUUUGGUAUAAACCCAUAGUGCCAAGAUGUUGGCAUGUGAUGUGCAUCUUUGAGGGAAAACUAUAUCUAAAAAGGGAGAAUUUAACAACUAACCUUCGAGGAAUGAGAGAGAACCUUGUGGAUUAUUUGGGAGCCGUUCUUCUGUUUGACAUGCACUCAUGUUUUUUAUAAGAAAGCGACAUAAUGUGCUGUGAAAAGCGACUUUUCUCUUUACCUGUGUGCCUCUUACUGCACAUGUAACCGCGCCUGUAGGAACCAGCCGUCAUUGUUUCUGCAACCUGUUGAUGUUUUAUGUGCUCUUUUUGUGCUGUAACAAUUCUAUUCCUCUUUGCCUUUUUUCAUCGGCCAGUGAGUUUAAUUUAUUUUACUUUUGUUUAUUCUUGUCAUAUACUGUUGUGGGGUCGCUUCGUUGGAUUCCCCGCCCCCCCGCAAAAUGUAAAUUUCCCCCACCUGCUUUUUUUUUUUUUUAAUUAUCAUAAAACGUCGGUUUUUUCACAUUUAAAACAAAUCUGAUUUUCUGUUUUUUCACUUGAAAUUGGUUUUACCAAGUCCACUUUUGUAGGUCACAAUUUUGUCCCUUUUUCCCCACUUUGUUAUUCUUUCACUCUUUUUCAAGUUUUUUUUAACUUCAUCCAUUUUCCGUACCACUUAUCCUCAUAUUCUCAUUAAUAUAGUGGGUUUCUUUGUUAUUCUUUAUAUUCAUUGUUCCCUUUUCUCAAAUUUUCCCCAUUUAUUUCUUUAAAAAAAAGUUUUGCUUUGUUUUGUUGAUUUAGUCUUUAAAGUUUUUUUAUUCAAUCUUUUCCCUUCAUUUCCCUUUUUUUCUCCCCCCUUCCAUUAGUUUAGUCCACUUUAGUGUAGUCCUAUUUUAAUUUGAUACGUUUUUUUGAGUUUUGUCUCCUAAAAUGUUUUUUUUUUUUUUUUUUUUACGAUUGACUUUUCCACAUUGUUUUAUUUAGUCCACUUAAAGUCCCUGUAAGGUGCAAAUAAAAACGUCUUGUAAAUACGAGAGACCUCAGAGUAGAGUGUUGCUAACAAGCCUGCCAAAUUUGAAUGAUUAACUCCUGCCGUGCGCCCAUGUGAGUUACUGGGUGCCAUUUUUAGCCAGCCCCUAAAACGUUAGGAAAUCUGAAAUGGUGAAAAGCAGUUGAAUGCCAUUUCUGCACGAGAGGCGUUAUGCACAACCAACUUUAGCACUUUCUUCCGGCUGGGCCACUGGCGGAGCCCUACGGCAGGCGACCCGGAAGAAGCACCUGUAGAAAUAUGAAAAGUCUACAAUGUCUUUGUUUGGUACAAGAUGUCUUUAAGAGCUACCCAAGAUGAAAAUACUCUCUACAAUGUUUAUUCUUCAUUUGUUUUCUUGUAUCAUAUAGGCAAUAAUAAAUGAUAUACAUGUAUUUAACUUUUUUUCUGAAAAUAGCAGCAAAUUAAAAAAAUAAAAUAUAAUCUACCAAAUUUGGGUACAAACCAUGUCAUCAGUCCACCACUUGUUUUCUGGUUUGGUCACAUGACGUUGCGCAUCAAGUACGACAUAGUACUCAGUCUUUGCAGAUAUCUUCAAAUGUAUAAUAUAUUUGGAAACAAUUCACUAUACAGGGUCUUUAAGAAAUAGUAGGUUUACUUGAAUAUAUUCAAAUUUUCUCCUUUGUUACAUACUUUUUAAUUUAUUUGUGGUGCUUUUUCAGUUGUGUAGUGUGUUGCUUUGUCCAAUGUUAUUCUUUCCCUCUUUUUUUUUUUUUUUCUUUCUUUAAACAUUUCCAUUUUUCGUCGUGUUCCUAUGACCUGUUUGUAAGCUACGUUGCUGGAACGAUGUGAAUUUUGUUCAUUUUUAAAACUGUAACUUCCACCCACGCGCUUCGAACAAAUGCUUGCUUGUGACGUCAUCGAGUAGCCUGUUUCUGCUUUCGCACGCUGUUGCUGUACAGCACAUUUAGCAGGCGGCGUCGACAUCAUGGCUGUAUUUCUUCUCCACGUGGUGUUUUUGCAACUAUUUGUCCCCCCCAUCCCCCUUCCGACUCCCCUUCAAUCUUAGACGACUGAUCUCAAAUCUCUCGAGGUCAGGUGGAUGUAAAAAGUGUGCAAGGUUUUUAAAAAAUCAACACUGGAAAAUACCUAGUGUAUUUCUGAUCUCCUCACUGUGACCUGCUCUGAUUUGUGUGUGAGUGAGUGCGUGCGUGUGUGUGUGUGUGUGUGUGUGUGUGUGUGUGUGUGCGUGUGCGUGUGCGUGUGUGUGUGUGUGUGUGUGUGUGUGCGUGUGUGUGUGUGUGUGUGUGCGCGCGCGUGUCGAGAUGUGCCGGACUGUGUAACAUAUUAGAUAACAUUCAAAUAGUCUUAACCCUUAAGAGAGCCUUUCAGAACAUUUUGUGCCAUUCAUUUUUUUUCCUUUCAAGCCAUUUUUGGCUUUUUUAAAAUAAUACUGGUCAGAUUUUUAACAUACUAGUUAUUUGUCUGUUUUUUUUAAUUUUUUUACAAUACAAAAACCAACAUUUGUUCUCAGCGGUUCAGAAAAUUUAUGGAUAGAUGGCUGGAUAAUGCAAUCCUUUCUUCAUAUAGAUAUUGGUUCAACAGAUGACGCUAGGUUUCAACCAUUCAAAGCAUGCAGCAACGUUUCACACCUUUUAAACGGUUUUCUACCAGGGUGCCUUGCUACUGAAAUGUUUGUUGCUGUUUGUUAGAUAAUGGUGAAAUUUAAAAAUAAAAAGUCUGCAAUGAGGGUUUUCCACUUUCAUAUCUCCAGUAGGUCAGUUUGUACAACUUCAUUUUUUUCAUAAGUCUCCACCCCCCCCCCCCCACCCUCAUUUUUGCAUUGUUUCAUUUUCUCUCACAUUUUUCAACUUCCUUUUCCUCCCCUUUUCACUUUUUUCUCAAUGUAUUUUCACUUUUCUACAUAGUGUUUGAGAAAUUUCUUUAGCUGUUUUUACCCAAGGGUUAUUUUUUUUUCUGCCGCUUCACAUUUUUUAAUGUACAACGUUCCCCCAUUUCCACAUUUUUUUAAGGGUAUUAUUUUUUCCCCCCUUUUUCACAUACAGUAUGUCAAUCAUAUGCACCCCUUUCACAUUAAUUUUUUUCCCAAGUUUAUGUAAUUUCCCCCUUUUUUUUAACAAAUGUUUUUGCUCUGUUCAAUGUUUAUUUUUACUCACUAUACGGUGGGCAACUUAAUUUAUAUAUUUUCUGCGCUUGUAUGACCAGCAUGGCAGCAAGUUAAAACAGUUUGACCACGUAACAAUCUAUUUGUGCCUACAUUGGAUGCAAUGGGAAAAAUAUCUGCUCAAUAGUUCCUUUUCUUUCUUUAUUUUAUUUUUUGUUGUUGUUGUCUGUUAGGUACAAGGGCGUUAGGCUAUUGAAAGGACUUCAUAAGGGUUAAACUACUUAAAUGUAGGAGGGUUACUUGAAUAUUAUUGAUUGAUUGAAAACAAAACUACAAGAUGGAUGCCAAACAGUCCACCCAAUCUCCGAAUGAAGUGAUUGAGUGCUUGUGCGAGUUGAGAGUGUGUGCAUGCAAGCGUGUGUGUCACUGUUCUAUUGCGGCAGCGUGUGUGUGCCACCAUGCUAUGUGACUGCACAGCUGUGUCAAUAAAGUGGACUCA
Messenger RNA from Phycodurus eques (leafy seadragon), 6658 nucleotides. It is a transcript of the gene pde1cb, whose product is annotated as phosphodiesterase 1C, calmodulin-dependent b. The transcript has 19 exons. The coding region runs from base 228 to 2441 and encodes 737 amino acids. Gene Ontology annotation, molecular function: 3',5'-cyclic-nucleotide phosphodiesterase activity. The record is from RefSeq and is a predicted model, not a curated record. Lineage: Eukaryota; Metazoa; Chordata; Actinopteri; Syngnathiformes; Syngnathidae. Gene Ontology annotation, biological process: signal transduction.